Molecule: messenger RNA, 2512 nt
Organism: Phlebotomus papatasi
Lineage: Eukaryota; Metazoa; Arthropoda; Insecta; Diptera; Psychodidae
Exons: 3
Coding region: 115-1161 (348 amino acids)
Biological process (GO): cell adhesion; tissue regeneration
Cellular component (GO): membrane
Source: RefSeq, a predicted model, not a curated record
UAAUGUUGAAAAGCGAGCAAUUUUGUCGGAAUCUGUGAAGAAGACACCGUUGGAAGCACCUCAGUUAGCUUCUUGUCAAGUGCUCGGGUUGGUCGUUUCUGGAAGAGAAACUUAAUGGCUAGUGGCGCAGGAUUCCAUCAGAGUGUGCUGGAUGUCGCUUUUGAUAAGUUCAGCAAGAAAUAUCCGUCAUUUAAGCGCGAAACCGGAAGAAGAAUGAUAGAUAGUUUAUCGGGGGCUUAUAAGUCUCUCAAAAGUCGCCGACAAAGAAAAGAAAGUGAAAAUGGGUCAGUCAAUAUACUUCCCGAAGAGGAAAUGAAGCUUCUUGAAAAAGACCAAGAAAAUAUACCAGAAGUAAAAGUUAAUAAAGGAAUAAAAAGUGGUGUGAAAAGUGAAGAAAAAGUUAUUCCAAAGAAAACUGAAGAAGAAUAUUUGUUAAAGAAUGACGAUGAUGUGCAGUCUUUAAGAAAGAGUGAAGAUGGAGAUUUUUCCAAGAAGACUGAAGGGGAUUUAUUAGAGAAAUCUGAUGAUAGUGAUGAUUCAGAUUUUCUCACGGCAGAUGAAAAUGAAGAUCUAGAAAUAAAAGAUUCCACGAAAGAUAAACCUUCUUCAGAAGAUCCAGAAAAAGGCAUUCCACCAGAAAAACCAGAAGACUGUGUUGUAGAUAGUGUACCUCCCGGCGGCAUUGGUCCGCCUCACAAACCGAAAGGCGUGGAUAUAUCACAGUACCUGCAGAAGAAAAGUAUGGCUCAAGGGAUGCUAGACUUGGCCCUAUUGUCAGCUAAUACAAAUCAACUCCGGUAUAUCCUGGAAACGCGGGAUGACAACGUGUACUUCUAUGUGAGCAUCACUCUCAUCAUCAGCAGUCUUGUUCUCCAAGUGGCUGUUGGCAUUAUGCUCAUCUGGAGCCAUAGAUUCAACAUGCGUAAAAGAAGUGGAAUGGCCAGUGCAAACAGAAUCAACAACCUCUCAGUUCUAGGCGUCUUCCUAAUCACCCUUAUUAACGUCUUCAUCAGUACAUUUGGAGGAAGUAGCAAUGCUGGGGCUGCUGUACCUCCAGCUUCACCACCUGCUUCGCCACCUGUUUUUCCUGUUCCUCCAUCAGAACCACCAAAGUUACCCUCACUUGAUGUUCCUGUUGAACCUGGAGCAGCUCUUGCGUGAUCGUUAAGCAUUUUCUCCACAAAAAAUUCCACAAUAUAACAAUAUAAUUUUAAUAGUUUUAUAGCCCAUUACUAAAUUUUUACAAAACAUGCAGUUUAUCUAACAUUAGCGACAUCUGACUGAGUCCUUUCACCAGUAAAUCUGACCUUUCGCAGCUUAUUCAACCUUCUUCUAUUUCGUUCUUGUAGCCGAAUAAUUAAGGUCUCUCCAAAAUUUAUUAUGCAGACGGUGUUACCAAAUUUUUUUUUGCCAUGCUUUAAGGAAAUUUUGCAAUUUUUCAAUGUUUUAACAUGCAGAGAAAAAACCUUGAUUUUCAGACCAAUGAAGCAUUUUUGCAAAAUGGUUUUAUAGUUCGCACUCGAAAAGAGGUAUUGAACCCAACAUGACGAUAUCGUUGGCAGUCUCUGUUAUCAGAUAAGACAAAGAAAUAUGCGAAGAAUUUAAUACGUAAAAUAUUGAUUGUAUAAUGUUAUUGCUUUAAACAAACGAAAAAUAACAAAUAAAAUUUAUUGAGGAAGAUUUAAAGCAGUAAAAGUUAUUGAUGUCUUGAUUAUUUUAGUUGUGUAUAUUAGUGUUGGAAAAUAAGAGUCUGAUCUAUUAAACUUAAAUGUAUAUAAUUUAAAGUUUAUUUAAUAAAAAAUGGAUAAAAAACAUUUUAUGUAUAAUUUUUUGUUUGAGGAGAGACAUUUAAAGUUCACCACUUAAUAUUAAUUUUCAUUAUUUUCAACAUAAUUUGUAAUAUUGUGAACUCUUUGAACUAUUCUAUCAUACUCAAUCAAUGAAAAUUUGCUGGUUAAUGCUAUUUUUAAUUCACUUACAGCAAAAUUGUAGGCAAAAAGUUCGAAAAUUGUAUCGAGUAAUUUUUAAUUUUUUUUCUCAUAACUUUUGCUGGAAUAAUCCUCAAUGACGAUUUCUUUGACAGACUCUGUUAUCAGAUAAGAAAAAGAAAUAUGUGAAGAAUUUAAUACGUAAAAUAUGGAUUUUAUAAUUUUAUUUUUUUUUAUCAAAAUAAGAGAUAACAAAUAAAAUUUAUUGAGAAAGACUUAAGUCAAAAUUAUUUUAAUAUAUAUUUUAUAUUUUAAUUGUGUAUACCUAUUAGUGUAGGAAAAUUUAUGUGUAAUAUUUUCAACUUUAGGUUAUAUAAUUUUAAGUUUAUUUAAUAAAAAUGAAUAAAUUUUUUUGUGUAUCAUCGGGUAUAAUUUUUUUUGGGAUGUAGGUUUAAGGUUUCUGAAUCCAACGAUAGCAUCUUUUUAUACUACUGUGAGUACAUUUAUAAUAUUCUUGUUUGGAGCUGACGGUACUUGAAAUAGUCAUACACGUUUAUAAAUUUUGAAAUUAUACCAAAGUAGUU